Molecule: messenger RNA, 2369 nt
Organism: Oncorhynchus mykiss (rainbow trout)
Lineage: Eukaryota; Metazoa; Chordata; Actinopteri; Salmoniformes; Salmonidae
Source: RefSeq, a predicted model, not a curated record
CCCACUGCCUGGGCCUUGUUCUGUCUGUCUCACUGUGUCUCUGCAUGGCGUGUGGUGUGGUGUGGGCGUGGCUCGCUGCAGGGGCCGUACCUGGUGCACGGAGAACAGAAGCGGGAAGGGCCUCGUUCGGAGUGCGGUGGCAGCGGCAGUCUCCAUGACUACCAGAGUGACCAGGGAGGGAAGCAGCAACAGCAGCAGCACCAGCAGCAGAAGCAGCAGACCUACCUGCACUCCUCGCGGGGCCAGCUACGGGGAGGGGGUGGGAGGGGCCUGUCCCGGCAGGACACCUUUGACUCGGAGACGCAGGGCAGUCGGGACUCGGCCUACACUGAAGCAGGGGACUCUUGCAUGGACAUUGAGACCGACCCCUACGAGGAGUCUGAGAUGUACCGCGGGGUAGGGGGCGGGGGCAGCCGCCUCCACCUGGCCCAGCACCACGGCCGCCAGGCCUCCUGGGAAGACGAGGGGGCCGAGCCGGAUCAGGAGAACCUCAACCACCCUCCCAUGCCCUCCCACACCCAGCCUGAGCAACACAGCCGGGCCAAGCUAAGGGAGAGGUACUGCCAGGAACCCGGGGACACCGGGGCGAACAUGGGCCGCAACAAGAACCAGGAGGACUGGGGGAGGGACGUGUACAUCCGCUGAACACACACCACAACACAUGGGCUAGGAGGCUGAUGGACAGACUGGGGGAGGGAGGUAGGGAGGAAAGGGGUUUCACGGUUAGGGCUAGGGGGUCAGCGGGGAGAGGAGGGUGGGUUUGGGGGCCAUGCCAAUCAGAAGCCCAUUAAUUAAUCUGUUUACAACCCUUAUUAAAGAGGUACUUUUCUCAUAGUUGAGUACGCUGUAAAGAAGAAAACAACUGCCAGAUGCCAUACACCUCAUCCAAUUAUUUUAGCUAUAUUCAAUUUAUUUACGUUUUGAGAAAAAAAAGCAGUUUGGUUGGUCUCUUUUUAGUUUCUUUUGUUAAUACUACUGCAUGAAUACCAUGGAAUCCUACUGAACUGACAGCACGAGGACAGUUAUCAUUAUGAUUGUGAAUUUAUGAUUGUGAUCUGUAUGGCUCAAUCUCUGUAGUGUAGAAUGUGAAGGCUGAUAGAGCUGUAGUCUGUCGUGUCUGUCCUCUGUCAUCUUAAACAGGGUUGAAUGUCCCAUGUACAGUACAGAGCAUCAGGGUCUCUAUCCCCACAGCUUCAGAGGCUCAGCUUCCGGAUUCAGACACUUUCAGGAUGGAUCCUAAGCUUUUUGAGUCCCUCUCCUCCGAUUCCUCAUCACCCAGACCUUAAAAGCUAUCUGGAUGGAAAAGUUGCCAUAAAUGUCUUUAGAAUAGUUUAUUGAGAUAAUUGGUUUAUUCGUUUUGACGCUUACCUUAAUGUUAAGAAUAAAAGGAAACACCCCAAAGAUACUACUUCUUCUUCCCUAACCGGCUUCAGCCAUAGCAUUUAAAUAGAACUGUAUUUGUCUGGUCUGGUUUUCCACAUCUGCUAUUUUAGGGAUACUGUCUGUCUGUGGGUGAUAGUUUCGCUCGUGUAGUAUACAUUUGUCUUUUCGAAUGUGGUACAGUUCAUAAGCCGCACUACAGUAGUCGUCGCGUGAAUGAAAUAUCUUACCUAAUAGUCUCUCACACCGUCAGACUUUACUUCAAGAAAACUCCAAUCACAAGUGCCGGAAUGUUUCGCCAAGCCACGCCCACCAUUGUCAUGGUGGGAUGGAUGUCUUAACUCUUGUCACACUCGCUGUUUUCAUAUCUGUGUGUCUCUACUGUAUGUGUCUUCUUGGCUUUACUACCCUGCACUGUAGCCAACCCUGUUGCUCCAGCACGAUGUCCACCACCAUCUUGUUUUCUCUGCACCAGCUUUGUGUCGUUUACUUGUUGUAGGGCACACUAACAGUUAUAUACGAGUUGUUUUGCGUGGUAAAUCACCCCAAAUGUUCAACCAAACAGCUAGCAUGUCUGAAUGUCAGAUGCCAUCCACUUCUCUUCUUGAUUUCUGACUGACUUUAGUGUCGUUUUUCCUGUGGACAUUUGUAUUUUACAAGGUCUUCAGUUAUUUAGCCCUAGUGAGAAGAGUGUAAAGGGUGGUGGGGAUAGGUACACAACAUGGUCUUCAACUCAGUUAACUAAAUGGAGGAUCCACAAAUGUUUUUGGUGGGCUCCUUCUGCCCACCCCUUUCUUCAGUCAAAUAAAUAAAUAUUAAAUAAUGAUUCGUAAAUAAUGUUUAUUGUUGCGUUAUUGCAAUUGUUAAAAAGAUGGAAGAACAUUUAUAAUUGGUGCCUGAUUGUAGCUACAUUUAGCUUUUUCUGCCUUUCAUUUUUAAUCUGUGGAUAAAUUCGUAUUUUAAUUAAAAUUUUCAUCAGGAAAAAAAAA